AGCAAUGGCAAUAGAAAACAAACGUGAGGAGGAAUUUCACACAGUUUUCAGUCGAAAUGACUCCCUGGAGCUCUCCUGCCACCACGAGUACGACCCCGCCAAGGCGCGCAUCUUCAAGAUCAUCGUUAUCGGUGAUUCUAACGUGGGGAAGACGUGUUUGACGUACCGCUUCUGUGGGGGCACUUUCCUGAAGAACCCCGAGGCAACUAUUGGGGUGGAUUUCCGAGAGAGGACGGUGGAGCUGGAUGGAGAGAGCAUCAAGUUGCAGAUUUGGGACACGGCCGGUCAGGAGCGUUUCAGAAAGAGCAUGGUGGAGCAUUACUACCGCAGCGUUCACGCCGUCAUCUUCGUGUACGACGUGACCAGCCUCACCUCCUUCCACAGCAUCCCCGACUGGAUCGAGGAGUGCAGCCGACACUCCGUGGGGCCCCUGGUGCCCCGCAUCAUGGUGGGGAACAAGUGUGACCUGAGGGAUCGCCGGGAGGUGCCCACAUCGGCGGCCCAGCGUUUCGCCGACAGCUACAACUUCCCGCUGUUUGAGACUUCGGCCAAAGACCCGGCGGAGAAGGAGCACGUCGAUGCUAUUUUCCUGACUUUAGCUUACAGGCUGAAGAGCCACAAGCCUCUGAGACUGAAGCAGCCCAGCGUGAGCAACGUCACGCAGCUGUGGAACCAAAGUGAGCAAGAUGAAGGAACCUGUCAGUGCUGAGACCGUCGUCAUCUGCAGCUACAGCCUUCAGUGUAGCGAUGAAGCGAAACGAGACAGUGUUGAUCCGAGUGUCCUGUUUCCCGUAUUGAUUAGGUAGGAAAGACAGAAACCCCCUGGAUUUUCCCAUUCCCCUGCCUGAUCUAUGGCCCAGCUAGUGACAGUAUAUGCCUGUAGGUUUGCACAAUUCAAAAUCAACAUUUCAAGGGAAGCAUGAAUGCAUAUGGAUGUAUGCCAAGUGUUUGUAGCUUAAAACUGCACAUGCAAAUCACUCUUGAGUCAGCAGACCAUUGCUGACUGCACUUUAUUAGAUGAAUGAUAUGCAAUUAUGAACUGUCGAACAACUGUAGCAUAUCCAGACAAACGACACGUACAGUGAGUACAGAGAUCUGUUGAUUUCUGUGUUUGUAAAGGGACCAAGAUACAAUGAAACUGUGAAAAAAAAAAAGCUGCAACCAUUGUCUUUAAAUGAUGUUAGAGACAUGUACAUGUUGACCAGUGUAACUUUGGUGCUGUUCAGUAUUUUGCCUCUGCUCAAUUGCCCUGUACAUUUCUUCACAGACAACACAGUGGAAAAGCAAGAACAGAAAUGGCAAAAUGUAGCUGUCAAAUGAAACAAAUUGCAAGUCUGCAUAGUGCACAUGGCUGCAUGGCUGCACAGGAGCUCAGCGGUCCUUGAAACUGAGGGAAGUCACUGAGGAUAAUGUUGCAUGUAUGUAAUCUGUCAAAAAGUUCUCAACUCCAACUGUAAAGCUGCAACUCAAUAAAGCAAAGUAUUUUCUGUAUGGUC
Messenger RNA from Salarias fasciatus (jewelled blenny), 1496 nucleotides. Its product is annotated as ras-related protein Rab-33B. Bases 5 to 709 code for a protein of 234 amino acids. Gene Ontology annotation, molecular function: GTP binding; GTPase activity. The transcript has 2 exons. Lineage: Eukaryota; Metazoa; Chordata; Actinopteri; Blenniiformes; Blenniidae. The record is from RefSeq and is a predicted model, not a curated record. Gene Ontology annotation, biological process: Rab protein signal transduction.